This is a messenger RNA of Chondrus crispus (carragheen), 1080 nucleotides long. RefSeq lists its product as hypothetical. The record is from RefSeq and is a predicted model, not a curated record. The transcript has a single exon. NCBI's taxonomy places the organism in Eukaryota, Rhodophyta, Florideophyceae, Gigartinales, Gigartinaceae. The coding region runs from base 1 to 1080 and encodes 359 amino acids.
AUGGCGACCCGCGACUCGUCCCCCUCCCUCUCUGCACCUCUGGACCCCGACAAAGCCUUCAUCCAGUCGCACGGCCGUCUGCCGCGCCCGCUGGAGCACGCGGCCUUCGAUCCGUUCCGCCGCGCGGUGCUCAAAGUCCCUACGUGGGUGUCGCUGCUGCAGCCGCUCUGCGCCGUCCUCCUCAUCCCGCUGCGCCUCCUGGUCGCCGUCGUGGCCACGCUGCUCUCCUACCUCCUGGUCCUCGUCUUCGGCCCGCCGGUCACCGCCCGCUCCGUCGCCACCUUCUCCGCCACGCCGCUGCCCGCCUGGCGCCGCGCCGUCUGCGUCUUCGCCACCAAGCUGCUCGCCCGCGCCCUGCUCCUCGGCCUGGGUUUCUGGACCGUGCGAGGCCGCGAUGCCCCCGCCUACGACCACGCCGCCGCCCAGAAGGCCACCAUUGUGUCCAACCACUCCAGCCUAGCCGACCCGUGCCUGCUGGCCUACCUCUACGCUCCGGCCUUCGUCGCGAAGCGUAAGGUCUACAUGAUCCCGGGCAUCGGCCGCGUCGGCGCCGCGCAGCACGCCUUUUACAUCGACCGCCUCAACGGCUCGGGCCUCAGCGUCACUAGUAAGAUGGUCGAGCGCCAGAACCUCGUGCGCGAGUCCCAAGUGCCCGUCCCACCCGUCUGUGUCUUUCCGGAGGGGACCACCACGAAUGGUCAACACUUGCUCAAGUUUCGAACGGGCGCCUUCGUGGGGGGAGGGCCGGUCGCCCCGGUGCUUAUCAGGUACCGCUAUGGAUGGUUCUCGCCCACCUACGAGACGGUCAGGACACCGGCUUAUUUGUUAGCCAUUUUGUCGCAGUUUGCGAAUCGCGUCGAGUAUUACCGGUUGCCAGUCUAUCACCCGAGCGCGGAGGAGAAGGAGGACCCGGCGUUGUAUGCGAGGAAUGUGCAUCAGCUGAUGCUGGAGAAGAGUGAGGAGGCGUUUGGCCACGCCUUGGUGCACUCGGAGUCGAAUUUUGUUGACAAGAUUGAGUAUCAUUCUCUGGUGUGGGGGAGAAAGCUGAAGCCGGGAUUCCGGCUUACGAACGAUAGAUGA